UGAUUUGCAGAUAAUACGAUGGCCUUGAGGAAAAAAAGAAGAGGAAGAUAUAGUAACUAACGAGAUUACAAGCUCGACCAACAGGGUGCCGUGGAAAGGUGGUGUGAUAAUAUAACAAAUCCUCCGGCUCCACACACGCGAAUAUGUAAACUGGAUCUGUGAAGCUGUGCGCCUAACCUGUUGAAUACUGCAGCAUUUUCCGCAUAUGUGGUGCCGCGCCACUAGACCGCGAAAGAUGCGCGCUGUGUGAUUUCGGCUGUCUGAACAUAUGGCAAGCGGAGGUGCAUCGUGUUUUUUCACAUAACCUGAAAGACAAUUUUGGGCACACUGCACGGGAAAGAGGAAGCUAGCGUGCACCGCGUUUUCUUCGCCUCUGCAUAUCAAGCGUGAUCAGAACAGCGUCUACCAUGCCUCCAGAAAGCGCUCCAGCCAACAAAAUGCUCCGAGACUUCCAGGUGUACAUCCUGACAUGGAAUGUAGUCUGUCGAGCACCGAUUGCAGACCUUCGCAGUGCCUUGGGCCUCGAGCCUCCCAUAAUUCCAGAGGCGCUGCCAGACAUGUACGCCAUUGGGUUCCAGGAAGUGAGUGCGAGACCUCAGCACCUCCUGUCCCAAGCCUUUUUUGAAGAGCCCUGGAUUCAAGCCAUCAGGAAUGCCCUGCACAAGUACAGUUAUGUCAAGGUAAAGCAUGUGCGUCUACAGGGCCUCAUCUUGACCAUCUUUACCAAGCGCGAGCACCUGAUACAGCUGCGGGGCAUUCAGUCUACGUACACCCGGACAGGUCUCGGGGGUGUCUGGGGCAACAAAGGUGGAGUGACCAUACGGCUUUGCGUGUACGGUUGCUCCAUUUGUUUUGUCAACAGCCAUUUGGCUGCUCACGAGAGUGAAACAUUCCAACGGAUAAAUGAGUAUAACACAAUAAUUGAGAAGCAAAGGUUUUUUGACACCCAGGCAACAAACAUUUUGACGCACGAUUACACGUUUUGGUUCGGCGACCUGAAUUUCCGUGUGGAUGACUGCACAUUGGAGGAAAUGAGGGCUGCUAUUGAGAACAACACCUAUAGCCAGAUGCUGUCAAAAGAUCAAUUGAACCGUGUGCGCAGCAAAGGUGAAGCCUUCCACGAGUUCUGCGAAAAUGACAUUACCUUCGCACCAACCUACAAGUUCCAGAUUGACCACGUCGGCUACAAUUACAGCCAGCGCAAGCCAGCCUGGACUGACAGGAUCCUCUACCGCUUCACCAAGAAUGCUUACGACAAUGUGACCCUUGAUCUAAAACAGCACCAGUACGUCAGCCACGACCUGUACAUCCAGAGUGACCACAAGCCCGUGUCUGCUUUCUUCACUCUGAAGGUGUUUGCCAAGCCUGAGCAGCCAGUCAUCUACUUUCUUCCUGUGGGUACUUGGAUCAUCAAUCAGGACAGCUUUGCCUGGUACUACGCAAGUGCAGACACCGAACUCAAGUCCUGGGAUUGGAUCGGUCUCUACAGGGAAAACUUCAGUAGCCUGGAGGACCACUUGGGCUAUGUCUGGGCAUCAACACGUCCCACCGAUGUCUAUCCCACCCACCUGCGAACACGGCGUAGCCGGUCACGCUCUUCUCGAGGCAGUCAUUCGCGACCCAGCUCUGCGGCCUCUGGUGCAGCCACCAGUGCGGCUCCUGGUGCAACUCCCAGUGGAGCCUCCGUCACAGCUCCCAGUGGAGCCUCUGCUGUGGCCUCUGACACGGCCACCAACUCUGCUGGGGGCACCCCAAGUGUGCCCUCUCGUCGCGCCAACAGGUCCCCGGCCGAAACAGAAAAUGCAGCACGGUCCCUCUCUUGGCCACGCAACUCGGCAGACGAGCCAGGCGACCCCGAGCCUAACGUAGAAGGGCAGCGGCCAUUGAGGUCUGCCUCUGCCGUGCCCGCUGUGACCCCGCCUGGCGACAGCACUGCCGAACAGUCGAGGCAGGGCAGCAGUGCCGCCAAGAAGCGCGGGGAGGCUACGGUCAGCUGGAGGCCUCCGACCAGCCAGCAGCCGUCCCCACCGCGCGCGUCGCCCAGCGACAGCAUGGUCGAGGGCACCAGCGUGCAUGCCGACACACCUCCCGACACUGGCAAUGCGACGCCGGUGGAAGGAAAGAGCUGCUCGGAUCAGGGUGACGACGCCACCGACGAUCCCAGUCGGCGUCCAUCUGUGGGAGAAGCGGUGGCCCAGGCCGGUCGCACAGACAGCGGCACGGGACAAGAUGGCCAGCAGCAAAAGCGUCCGCCUUCAUCAUCCGAGCGCGUCUUCUAUAGGGUGCUCUUUGGCGACCAGACGCUGCUGGUGUCGGGCAGGUACCGGCUGGUCUACCUACGAGGCCAGUCCGACGUGCUCGGCAUGAGUGAGCCUUUUAAGUUCAUAAACAAUGUUGACAUUGACACUGUACAUAAGAAUUAAGGCAGCUGUGAGCUGAAGACCCUGCAAGGGCAGCUGCCGCUCCUGAUGUAAAUAGGAUUAGCAAUAGACUGAUUGCGGUAGAAUUAGUGUAUGUUAAUGUUCACAAUUGUCAAAUAUAAUGCGCAGAAAAUGCCAACUUUUUUGGCAACGCCUAGCGGAGGACAGGUCCGCCUAAAAUCUUGCAUCUCGCGAAACCUACGUUUCACGUCGGGAUUCGCGUACGGUAUUUUGCAACGGCUGCGCUAGCCUCCAAUGAGAUCACGCGCAGAUAUCGGCAUGCAUUGGGAGGCCACAUAUGCAUCUCGUUCAAUACUCCCUACUGUAACGUGGACGUGCAUUAUCCCACUCAACUUUUCUUUUAUGAGAGCCGCUCGGACAGAAAAAGUUAUAUUUUCUUACACCACAGCUGUGUACUCCUCGAGCGCUGUUAUAUUAUGCUAUUAUUGUCAAUGUGCGGUGUUGGAUCUUGAGGCCUUUUGUGAACCGUUGUUUGUAGACACCCGCAUGCUAGAAAUCUUAAAUGCGAGCCAUGUGCACAGCGUGUAUGUAAUAUCGUUGACGUAUCGAACGACCAACUUUUUCGGUUGAUCAUUUUGUUGUUAGUAAUAGUGUCGUCACUCGGGAGUUUUUGUGAUGCCAAUCCCAACAGUCUUUGUGAUAUUUAUUGAGCUCACUCUGUUGUGCCUUUGAGCACGGGUUGCAAAGCAAGCCGCAACAGUUGGGUUUUUCAUGGCUGAAAGUACUAAGGAAGCAUAGGGCUUACCUGUAGACUGUCUGCUUAAUGUAUGGAUACUUGAUCUCUUUGAAUUUAUUCAUUCCACGAUUUAACGGAGAACGUGUAUUCGAUGCGGUACAAAUGGUUAUUUCUCUGCGCAUAGCAUGUGCAAUAUUUCUCCUUCGCAAAGUAUUGUUCUUUGUUCAGAAAAAUAAAACAAGCAAGCCAAA
Messenger RNA from Rhipicephalus microplus (southern cattle tick), 3368 nucleotides. Its product is annotated as inositol polyphosphate 5-phosphatase K. The record is from RefSeq and is a predicted model, not a curated record. Gene Ontology annotation, biological process: phosphatidylinositol dephosphorylation. Gene Ontology annotation, cellular component: cytoplasm; plasma membrane; ruffle. Lineage: Eukaryota; Metazoa; Arthropoda; Arachnida; Ixodida; Ixodidae. Gene Ontology annotation, molecular function: phosphatidylinositol-4,5-bisphosphate 5-phosphatase activity.